Prunus armeniaca (apricot) is the source of this 336-nucleotide messenger RNA. The record is from the annotation of a GenBank genome assembly. Lineage: Eukaryota; Viridiplantae; Streptophyta; Magnoliopsida; Rosales; Rosaceae.
AUGGAGUCUGUUUUUGAACCUGUUUCUAAUGAGGCUCAAAUGCAUGGGAAUGAUGAUUCUCUACCUUGUAGUGAUGCUGUUGUACCUCAUACAGCAGCAUCACAAAAUCCAACACCAUCACCAUUAGAACCUAGUACCGGGAAAAGGAAACCUUGUAAGAAGGAGAGUGAUGUGUGGGAACACUUUGAAAAGUAUGAUUUGGUAUUGGAUUUGAAAGGGGUAGAUGAGACUAAAAGAAAAGAAAUUGAAAAAAAAGGGCUAAGUGCAAGUAUUGUAGUGCUACUUAUGCUAGUGAUACCAAGAAAAAUGGGACUAGCAAUAUGUGGAAGCAUCUAA